GGGACAGCACUUUGAGACCUGCACUGCAAGGAGAGAGACGCCAAAACGAGAGGAUUACAAUUCUUUAAAAAAAAAAAAAAAAAUGACAGAAGAGAAGUUGCUGCAGCGACGAUUUGUCUGGUCUGAAGACCAAACCAAAAAAUUAAUUUGUCUCAGGAUAAAACAUGAAGCGCUAUUUACGGGCUUCCGCAACGCGUCCUUACAAGGAUUUGAGUAAGUGUUGAGUUCUUGUAAUCCAUAUAAAAGUAAAUGGGCUGAAAACAAAAGAAAACCAGUGUUGAUGAGCAGCAUUUGUGUCUGUGUGCGUAUGUGUAUAGUGUUAUCAUUGCAGAAAUGGGUCUGCAGAAGGUUGUGACCCCCAGCCAGGCUGCAAAGAAAUGGGAAAACUUAAAGAAGAAAUAUAGGGUUAACCUGUUUAAUGUUUAUGCACAUGGGUUGCUGGGUGACAUGUUGGAUGUUGUUCUGUGGGUUCAAUUGACACCAAUGGAUCUCAUCUUGCCACGAACUGGUGCAGGCACAGAGGGUGGGCAGGUCACUGCUGCAACAUGGCCCUUUUUUGAGGCCAUGCAUGAUGCCAUGGGGGCGAGGGACUCCAUCAGGCCCCUCAGCCUCAUAGCCACUGCAGUGGAUACAGAGGCUGAGGAGGAUACUGAUGAGAGUCCCAGACACCCCAACAAUGGCGCGUCCACCAGCGCAAUGCCGUCCACCAGCACUGCCUGGGGGUCCAGUGGAGAGCCACCAGAACCCUCUACCCACUCUCCACUCUCCAACAAUCCAGAGGGUGGAGGGAAAGGGAGGAAGAGGAGGAGGAAGAGCAGCAGCAGCCACAUCCUGGAGUUCCUCAAAGAAGAUGCUGCCAAACGAGAGGCCAGGAACCUCCAAAUGGAUGCCCGGGAGGAGGCCAGGGAGGCCAGAAACCAGGCCCAAAUGGACCGGCUCUUGGGAGUAUUUGAGAAACUUGUCGACAGUCAGACGGCCAAAAAAUAGACCGCCUAUUUGUUUUUUCUGAGGUCUUUAUUUUAUACACUUUUUUUUUUUAAACUUUAUUUUAUUUUUAUUCAGUCAUUACAGUGCAGGUUUAAGCACUACCCCCUGGGUCUCUGAUAUUAAAACAUUUUGAAUUUCAACUUAUGCAUUGCCAUAUUCAUUAAGGUAAACAGUCCACUUACUAGCAAGUUGGUGUUUGUGCUGCACAUAUGCAUGUUGACAAAUUGCACUCUAUUGUCUUACACAAGUUACUGGCAGUGUUUUCAUUUAAUCAGCAGACCAAUGUGUGGUAACACAAAUGCAUGCAAACAGGUCACAGGCAGUACAUGUAGUAUUUUUAUUACCACAGAAUGAAUUGUCAACCAGCUGAGAAAAUCUUCCAAGGAUGAUUGUGAUGGGAUCACUCUUCGUCUGGUCUCUACCCUUCAACCAAUACGGCAUGGGUGUCCCUACCAGGAGUAUAAACUCCAGCCGACAUAGCUCUCAAGGUCAUGGAGACACACAAACUGCCCCACCACGAUGAGGUGGUGAUCCAUUAGGGGCAGAGAAAGUAGUAUGCCUGUAAAAACAAAAAGAAUGUAAACUGAAAUGAGCCAUCCUGGCAACCAUCAAUGUGUCAGUCAAAACUAAAAAGGCACUCAUGCAUUCUUAAAAACUACAAAAUAGGAUGCAAAAAUGAAACAUUCUUGUGCCUUCCUCAGGCAUUGAUGCAAAUGAACAGGCCCAAAAAAAUAUAAAGAUGAAUAAUUAUGGUCCUGUAAUGGUGCCUCAAGAUGUGAGGGUGCUGAGAGACAGGCGGAGAUCCUAUCCCUGAUGUGGGACCCACUGCUCCCCUGGAGGUCUUCGGGAGGGGGUGGUGGGGGUGGGAGGUCAGGGCCAUGUGGCUGCUGCUCUGGCUCUUCGACAACAUCACCUUGGGCCAGACACAAAUUGUGCAGGACUGCACAUGCCAGGGCAACUUCAGAGCAGAAGCGGGGCCUCACCUCCAGGGCCUUGAAGAGGGUGGCCCGCCACCGUGCCUUCAUCAUGCCAAAGGCCCGCUCAAUAAUGGAGCGGGCCCGGCUGUGCGCCUGGUUGAAGCGCUCCUGCAUCCUUCCAUGCAAGGGGUGUCGGUAGGGGGUAAUAAUAGCAAUGGGCCCCUCAAGGCAGGGGUAACCUCCGUCUCCCAAAAGAAAAUAACCAGGUGGGGGGUACAAGGCCUGAACAUAAAUGGGGCUGUUUCUGAGAAUGCGGGUGUCGUGCACAGAGCCGCCGUAGCCAACAAAA
Messenger RNA from Melanotaenia boesemani (Boeseman's rainbowfish), 2253 nucleotides. RefSeq lists its product as uncharacterized. The record is from RefSeq and is a predicted model, not a curated record. The coding region runs from base 334 to 987 and encodes 217 amino acids. The transcript has 3 exons. NCBI's taxonomy places the organism in Eukaryota, Metazoa, Chordata, Actinopteri, Atheriniformes, Melanotaeniidae.